Molecule: messenger RNA, 3333 nt
Organism: Cryphonectria parasitica EP155
Lineage: Eukaryota; Fungi; Ascomycota; Sordariomycetes; Diaporthales; Cryphonectriaceae
Exons: 7
Coding region: 379-3333 (984 amino acids)
Biological process (GO): cytoskeleton-dependent intracellular transport; cytoplasmic microtubule organization
Cellular component (GO): cytoplasm; centrosome
Molecular function (GO): dynein light intermediate chain binding; microtubule binding
Source: RefSeq, a predicted model, not a curated record
AAUCCACGAGCCACUUUAUAAAAAGAGGACCGGCUUUCAUCUACCAACUGCUAUCAGUUGCUACUUUGUCCCUCGUGCGUUCUUGUCUCAUGAGCCUGACUAUCAUCUCCUGUUUUGCCCCACACUUCCGUUUCGUUCACGACCCUUGAUAUCCCCGACGAGGACUGCCCUUCUUUCUGCAUAGCGCCUGGUCCUGCCUGCUUUUGUUGCUCAGUACCUCUUUUCCCCUGGUCUCCAUACUGGACGGACGAUCCGUCUCGAUAAUCCAACGUUCUCCCGACCUUUUGAAAGGGUCGUCGUCCCCCACAUCCUCCCGCACUCCCCUCCUCCUUCUCCUACUCCUCCCCCUCGAGACACCACACCACACCGCUCGCCACGAUGCCGUUUAGUCCAGCCGCGCAGGCCGCGCUGCUCAAAUGGGUCAACACCUUCCCCGUCUCGACCCCCGCCGAGUCGAUGAACGACCUGGCCGACGGCAUCACACUUUCGCAGAUCCUCCACGACCUCGACCCUUCCUACGACACUUCUGAGCUCGACGCGAACACAGGCUCCUCGCGCUGGCUGACGCAGAAGCGCAACCUGCAGUCUGUCUACAAGGGUCUUGUCAAGUACAUGCGCCGCGACGCUCCCGAGUGCGUGCCCCUUGUCAAGGUUGCGGACUUCCGCACCGUCGCCGAGAACCCGGACGCCGCCGGGCUGUCGCAGCUCGUGGCUGUCUUUCUGGCCACGGCCGUCUUCAACUCGAACGAGGGCAAGCGUCUCAGCUUCAUCAACAAGCUGCAGAGCGAAUUCGGCCCCGCAGAACAAAAUGAGAUCCGCCGCAUCGUGGAGGAGAAGCAGGGGCAGAUGAAGGAGCUGGCCGAGGCGGCGUCCCUAGAGGACGCGCGGGACCGCGACCCGGACCUCGAGGACGAGGAGGAGCGCCUCAAGCUUGUCGCCGAGCUCGAGAAGAAGGUGCGCGAGCUCGACACCGCCACCAAGAGGUAUGCCGACCUCAACACGCGCCACAGCUAUCUGCAGGAGUCGCACGACGAGAUCAAGGCCAAGCUGGCCGAGGUUGAGGGUGAGCUGGAGGACCUCAGGAAGCUGCAUGGCGCCGACGAGAGCCAGCGCGUGCAGGCCCUCCAGCGCAAGAUUGAGGAGCAGGCCAGCCUCAUCGCCGGUCAGGAAGAGGCCAUCGACGCCUACCAGACCCACCAGCGUCAACUCGAGGUCGAGGUCGAGCGAUACAAGGCUAGCAGCGCCGACAGCCAGGAGUACAAGGACAGGUACGACGAGCUGCACCACCAGAUGCAGGACCUCGAAAGGCGCGCCAACGCUGCGGACCGGUAUAAGCAGAAGCUGGCCGCCCAGCGCAACCUCGAGCAGGAGGUCGCCAGCCUCCAGUACGAGCUCGAGGCCCGCAAGGAGCUCGACGACAAGCUGCAGAGGGCCCUCAUCGAGAGGGACCGCCUGCAGGCCACCGAGAAGGAGAUGCUCGCUGCCAUGACUACCAUUGAGCAGUCCCUCAACGACGAGCGCGACCGCAAGGACCACUACAGGGAGCUCUACGAGGAGCUCCGCACCGAGUUCGCCCAGCUCGAGCACCAGAACACUGUCAACGAGAGAUACAUAGAGGACAUCAAGGAGAUGGGCGCCGGCGGGGAGCUGCCGCGGCCAUCCUCCUCCGGAGCCGCCGAGGCGUCCCUUGGGAACCUGGAACAGGAGCUGCAGCAGACGACCAACGAUUUCUCAAAGGUAAAGCUGCUCGAGGCCGAGAUCGAGGUCCUGCGACACAGCGCAGCCACGUCCUCCCAGUCCGACGACCUACGUCGCGAGCUAGAGCGCAUGAAGACGGAGCGGGACAUCGCCAUGAAGAAGUACGAGACGAUAUUUGAGAAGCACGGCGUGGCCCAGGAGCAGAUCGAGGCUCUAAUCAAGAACAUGACGGGCGAAGGGUUAGUGAACGGUCUCGAGGAGGCCCUCCACCAUGGAUCGCUCGCAUCGCUCACCUCAGAUUUCUACAGACACGUCGCGUUCCAGAACCUGCGGGAGUCCAACCACAAGACCCAGCAGGACCUCGACGAGCUGCGGACAAAGCUCCGCAAGCUCGAAGAGGCCGCCAAGGACAAAGACCGCGACAUGUUGGCCAUGAAGACAGAUUUGGACGCCGUCGGCGAGGACCGGCUCAGUGGACUCGAGCGCCUCAAGCAGUCCGACCAGCUCAUCGCGGCAUCACUGCGCGCCGAGCUCGAGACCCUGCGUGCCAGGUAUAACAACCUCGAGGUCGAGAACAACAUGCACAAGGCCCAGCUGCUCGAGGCGCUCGUUGCCAAGGAGAAGCUGUCCAAGGAGAAGGACUCCGAGCCCUCCGAGACCGCGACCACAGCAUCCGGCGUCGACCCCGCUGUGCAGGAGGAGGCGCUCAAGAGCUACAAGUCCAAGUCCGACAAGCUGCGCGAGCGUGUCAAGCAGCAGAAAGAGGUAAAGCGUGGCAAAUCUCUCUUGUUGUAUUCUUCCUCUGCCCCUCCCACGAUGAUCGACCUGCGUGGUAGUCCCGAUAUGGCGUCUAGCACGACGGAAUCCUGGAGCAGGACAUCUAGUGUAUCUGUUAGCAGGUCGGUCUCUAUCCUGGGCUUGGUCAGGGAGGAGCUGAGUGGCUCCUCUUCCACAUUGACCCUUCCUCCUCCCGUGAUGGAGAGCGACAGCCGCCCCACGGUGAAGGCCGAGGACCACAUCGUGCCCACAGUCUUGCAACACCCUCCUCUCACCCUGAGACAAGUGACUCCGCCUCCUGAGAUGAUAGCGUUCCAACAAGGCAUGCUUAAGCAUACCACACAACUCGAGAAGCAAGACCAGGAGCGGUACGAGCUCCAGAAGCGGAUCAAGGCCUUGGAGUCGGGAUCAGCGUUGGCGGCGCAAAAGGCCGCACACGAGCAGAUCAUCAAGAACCUUCAGCGGGAGAAUGCCAUGAUCUCGACGGCGUGGUACGACCUCACAAGUCGGCUGCAGAGCAACCAUGUCGUGCUGCAGCGGAGAGACCAGCCCAGGAGCUGGCUCAACAAGCAGAGACAGAUGGUAAACGUGCGUAUCUGGGACGGCGACUCCGUUGGCGUCAGGCUGCGCACGAAAGUCUCGCAUUUCUUGAUUCAUUUUGCAUCGGGCGGCUUCGAAGACUUACAUUUGCUCUUGCUGGCAGAAGCGGAGAAGACGGUGGGCCGAGUAGGAAAGAGGAAAGAGGAGGCAGCGGUGAUGGUGAUGGAUAACAUGGCGUGGUCGCGAGAGAAGGCGUCACAGAUCAUGCUCGGUCUCAUUUUGAAGUUUGAGGACGGGAUGGAGAGGAUUCAAGUGUAG